Messenger RNA from Cajanus cajan (pigeon pea), 2059 nucleotides. Its product is annotated as cytochrome P450 71D8-like. Lineage: Eukaryota; Viridiplantae; Streptophyta; Magnoliopsida; Fabales; Fabaceae. Gene Ontology annotation, molecular function: iron ion binding; heme binding; monooxygenase activity. The record is from RefSeq and is a predicted model, not a curated record.
GAUCUUGUACCAUGGGCCACAGGCUUGAGAAAUAGCGAGUUGUGACAACAUAAGAAAAGAGUGGUAAAGCAUGUUACUAGGUACAUGAAUUUGUCUUAUUAGGUAAGUCCCUCCUUGUAUGAAUCGAUUCCUUGCACAAGGUACCCCGAAGAAAUGGUUGUGUGAAGCAUCAAGACUUUUUUUGCAGUAGUAAUUCAGGUAGACGAUGUAACGAACAUGGGCCGGUUUUAUAUAAUUUUCUAAAGAAAUAAACCUCAUAUGAAGUUACAUAUAUAAAUAAAUUCAACGUCCAACCCAAACAAUUAGAUCUGUCCUUCACAGUUGACACCAUGGAAGUCCAGUCUUCCUUGGCACUCAUCACCUUCUUCCUCUCACUCAUAGUGCUUUGGCUUGCAAAAAACUACAAGCAAAAGGGUCUCCAUAAACUACCACCAGGACCAUGGAAGCUACCUAUCAUAGGGAACAUGCAUCAGCUAGCAGCAGCAAGUUCACUUCCUCAUCGUGCUCUCAGUGAACUAGCUCUAAAAUAUGGACCCUUGAUGCACCUACAACUAGGUGAGAUUUCUGCAGUGAUUGUAUCAUCCCCCAACAUGGCCAUGGAAAUAUUGAAAACGCAUGAUCUUGCUUUUGCUCAGAGGCCAAAAUUUCUAUCUUCUGAUAUUAUGGCCUAUGGAUCAGCAGACAUUGCUUUUGCUCCAUAUGGUGAUUACUGGAGACAAAUGAGGAAAAUAUGCAUGUUGGAGCUUCUAAGUGCAAAGAAGGUUCAGUCCUUCUCCCAAAAUAGAGAAGAAGAGGUAAAUAAACUCGUAGAAACAAUUCACUCAUCUGCGGGUGCACCAAUCGACCUCACCAGCAUGAUUAACUUUUUCAUUAGUAACUUUGUUUCUAGAGCAGUGUUUGGUAACCUAACUGAAGAUCGUGAAGAAUUUUUGUUGCUUGUAAAGAAAGCAAUAGAAGUGGCAGAUGGCUUUGAUCUUGCGGAUAUGUUUCCUUCCUUCAAGCCUAUACAUCUCAUAACGGGGUUGAAAGCAAAAUUGGAUGAGAUGCAUGAGAAGAUUGACAAGAUCUUAGACAAGAUCAUAAAGGAGAAUCAAGAAAAGCGUACUAGAGCAAAAGAAGGCACGGGAGAUGAAAAGAACGAAAAUCUCGUUGAGGUUCUUUUACGAGUCCAACAGAGUAGCAAUCUUGAUACCCCAAUUACAACCAACAAUAUCAAAGCUGUGAUUUGGGACAUAUUUGCUGCUGGAACGGAUACUUCAGGAAAAGUAAUAGAGUGGGCAAUGUCAGAAAUGAUGAGAAACCCAAGAGUGAGAGAGAAGGCACAAGCUGAGAUUAGAGAGAAGUUGAGAGGAAAGGAAAGAAUCGAUGAGAGGAACCUGGGAGAGCUUAGGUACCUAAAGGCAGUAAUAAGAGAAAGCAUGAGAUUGCACCCUCCUCUUCCUUUGUUGCUUCCAAGAGAAUGCAUGGAAGCAUGCAAGAUAAAUGGAUAUGAUUUUCCAAGGAAGACUAAAGUGAUAGUGAAUGUAUGGGCAAUUGGAAGAGAUGUUGAGCACUGGCAUGAUGCAGAGAGGUUUAUCCCAGAAAGGUUUUAUGGGACAUGUGUUGAUUUCAAAGGAACAGACUUCGAGUACAUUCCUUUUGGGGCAGGAAGGAGAAUGUGUCCGGGCAUUUCAUUUGGCAUAGCCAGCGUUGAGUUGGCUCUAGCCAACUUACUCUAUCACUUCAACUGGCAACUCCCUCAAGGAAUCAAACCACACCAGUUUGACAUGGAUGAAGGAUUUGGAGCUGUCGUUGGAAGGAAAAACAACCUUCGAUUCAUUCCUAUUCCUUAUAAUCCUUCAAUUCAUCACCAUAAUGCCAAAUGACCCACACCAUCAUUUCAUCUUUUUCUUCCUCAAAUUACUCUACAAUAAAUUAGAGUUAAUAAAACUAUCAUAAAUUGUUACUUUUGUUGCCGUUUGAAAUCUCUACAACUUUCAAAUAGACAAGUCUGUAUAUAAAUGCAUUCAAAUAAACAUGCGUGUGGAGUAGGCAAACACCAAAAUAAACAUGCACUAAA